This is a messenger RNA of Stegastes partitus (bicolor damselfish), 2572 nucleotides long. It is a transcript of the gene armc3, whose product is annotated as armadillo repeat containing 3. NCBI's taxonomy places the organism in Eukaryota, Metazoa, Chordata, Actinopteri, Pomacentridae. Bases 19 to 2397 code for a protein of 792 amino acids. The record is from RefSeq and is a predicted model, not a curated record. The transcript has 16 exons. Gene Ontology annotation, molecular function: protein binding.
GGUUCUCAGUAGGACACGAUGGAAAAGAAGGCGAGGAAGACUCCAUGCAAGGAAACGUUUGAACAACUAGUUGUUGAGAGUAAAACUCCAGCAACAGCAGUGCUGCUGUUGAACUCCCCAGAGGAGGACAUCCUCGUCAAAGCCUGUGAAGCAAUCCAUACAUUUGCAGAGAAAGGAGAUGAGAACAAGGUUUCCCUGCUGGGAUUUGGGGCAUUGGAGCCUCUCUGCCGCCUCAUUACUCACUACAACAAGCUGGUCAGACGCAACGCCUUCAUGGCCCUGGGCAUCAUGGCCACCAACGGUGAUGUAAAGAAUGCUCUGCAAAAAUUAGAUGCCGUUCCAUUGAUUAUAGAAAAACUGUCCCCUGAAGAAGACACAGUCGUCCAUGAGUUUGCAACGCUGUGUCUGGCCUCUCUGUCAGUGGAUUUCAUUUGUAAGGCUCAGAUUUUUGACAACAAAGGCCUGCCACCUCUAAUCCACCUCUUAUCCAGCCCAGACCCAGAUGUCAUGAAGAACUCGUUAGAGAUCAUCUUUAACCUAGUUCAGGUCUAUGAAUGCCGCCUGGCGGUCCACAAGUUAGGUGGGAUCCCUCCACUUCUGAAGCUGUUGAAGUCGGACUUCCCCGUCAUUCAACAACUGACUUUAAAGAUACUGCAGAAUGUCACCACUGAUAGAGAUACGUGCAACGUCUUCAGGGAGGAGCAGGGAUUUGACAAGCUCAUGGAUAUCCUUAAUAACGUGGACUUCAGGGACUUACACGCUGACGCCUUACAAGUAGUGGCUAACUGUUUGAGUGACAGUGAGAGUGUCCAGCUGAUCCACAAUGGUGGAGGGCUGACUAGGUUGAUGGAAAUUGUCCUCACCCCCAACAUGCCUGAAAUCCAGUCCAACACUGUUAAGUGUAUCACCAGAGUGGCUCAGAGCUCUGAGAGUCGUGAAGUGCUGCACAAGCAGGAUGUGGAAAAGGUUUUGGUAGAGCUUCUAUCUGUGGCGGACAUCAAGGUGAAAUCAUCUACCUGUCAGGCCGUGGCCGCCAUGAGCCUCCACCGAGCCAGCAAAGACAGCUUCAGAGACCUGGGCGCUAUCCCUGAAGUUGUGCAGUUGCUGAACAGUGAGAACCUGAUGUUAAGAUCAGCAGCAACCCAGGCUCUGUCUAGCCUCACACAUAGCAACCAGCGCAACGCCUUAUUAGUGUAUGAGGAAGGAGGCCAUGAGAUCCUUGUCCAGCAGCUGUAUGGAAGCUGUCUGAGGACGGUGGCCAAUUCCGCAGCUGCACUUUGCAACAUGGCAGAACAGAAGACCAUCCGCAGUAGCAUCUUGUCACAUGGAGUCAUACGGGCUCUGGUGGAACCCUUGAAGUCUUCAGAUACACAAGUCCUGGUCAACACUACGCUGUGUCUGUCAGUGUUGGCCUGUGAUGAAGAAGCUAGGGCGGAGCUACAAAGAGCUGGAGGCCUGCAGCCGUUGGUCAAUCUGCUGCAUUCCUAUCACAAGGAGUUGCUGCACAACGUGUGCUUGGCAGUCUGUGUCUGUGCCAGUGAUGAGCCUAUUGCUGUGGAGAUGUGCAAAUUUGGAGCCCUGGAAAUACUUCAGGAAAUCAGCCAAUCCGUGAACCGUAGGAGCAGUUUCACCAAGCUGGCCAUGACCAGCCUGCUUAACUCCAACUUGUCUGUUAAAUACAGCUUGACAGGUCAUUUGACCUCCACUGACAUUAUUACUGAUGGCUUUUAUGAUGCUGGGAAGGCUCGUCCAGGUCAAAGGGUUCUGACUUUAGAGGAACUGUUCAAGCAGCCAGUCAACGGGCACCGACCCGUCAUUGUCAUCAACACAGCAACAGAUAAGAAGAACGAGGAGGACGAACCAAAAGAUGAGAUGCAGUCUGAGUCUCUUACAGAGAAACCAUGGAACAUGAUGGAUGAUGUCUCACUGCAGAGUCUAGUAAAGGAGGCCAAAGAAUCCAUCCUCCCACUGAAAGAUGAACAAGAGCAAUAUGCCGCUUUGGCCAGGCUGGUGAGUGACGCCAUGGGUGGAGCAGUGGAGAUGGAAAAGUUGCAUGAAUUCUCUUGGAUGCUGCACCUCAGUGAGCUCAAGUUUCAGCUUCAGUCUAACGUUGUUCCCAUUGGUUUGAUCAGCAAGGGAAUCUACUGCCAUAGGGCACUUCUGUUUAAGUGUCUGGCUGAUUGCAUCGGAAUAAGCUGCUCACUUGUUAGGGGUGAGUACAACCGAGCUUGGAAUGAGGUACUCUUCAUUUGGAGCGCCGCCAACAAUCAGCGCUCUUCACAGCCCUGCCGCUACAUCGUCGACCUCAUGCACCAGCCUGGCAGCCUACUGGCAGUCGAUACCCCCGCUGCUGUGCGGUACCAGACUAUAUACCCAUACCAACACUGUUCAGUAUGAAUUCUGUAGAAGGUAAUGCUAGGCAUUUUAAUGGACUGUUACUGUAUAUGAUUGAUUUGUUUUGUGUGUAUGUGAUGUAUGACAGACAUUGUUCACAUCAACAUGCAUAUACACAUGCAAAAGGGAAAAAUACAGUUUUGUUAAAUGAGCUUUUUGAAUAAAAACAAUAAUUUAA